Messenger RNA from Naumovozyma dairenensis CBS 421, 795 nucleotides. RefSeq names its product ubiquinone biosynthesis protein COQ9 (gene COQ9). NCBI's taxonomy places the organism in Eukaryota, Fungi, Ascomycota, Saccharomycetes, Saccharomycetales, Saccharomycetaceae. Bases 1 to 795 code for a protein of 264 amino acids. The transcript has a single exon. Gene Ontology annotation, cellular component: mitochondrial inner membrane. The record is from RefSeq and is a predicted model, not a curated record. Gene Ontology annotation, biological process: ubiquinone biosynthetic process. Gene Ontology annotation, molecular function: lipid binding.
AUGUUGCUGAAUCGUAUCUUAUCAAAGAAUGUUAAACUCUCCAUUAAUCGUGCGUUUCAUUCUAAUACAUUGGAAUAUGCUAAAGCAGCUACCUUAUCUCCAUUAACUUAUAACAAGGACUCAGUUCAAUAUAAAAUUCUAUCCAAUGCUCUUAAUAAAUGGGUUCCAAAGAAGGGCUUUACUGAUGAAGCAAUUACAAGUUCGUUGAAUGAAUUGGACCUUUCAUCAUCAUUGUUUUCUGUCCUUGGAUCAUCAAAUAGCCCCUCGAUUUUCCGUUCCAUUUCACCUGCUGUUAUGGAAUUACUUAAAUUCCAAUUGGUCUCUAAAAGAUAUCAAUUAACAGAAAAUAUAACACCAUACAUUGAGACUGCGAAGGAUAAGUUACCAUCUUUAGAAACACUAUUGAUUGAAAGAUUGAAAAUGGAUCAACCACUUAAUAAUCAAUUAUCAAGUUUAUUUAAUCAAUUGAUUAUUCCAAGUCCAUUGUUAUUUAACGUUGCAUUACCUGAAUUAUUUAAUCUAUCAGAUGAUUUAAUAUAUUUUUCAAAUGAAAAGGAUCAUCACGAUAUGGCAUGGUAUGCCAAAAGAUUAGGCGUUAGUUGCGCAUAUGUCAGUAGUAAAUUAUAUAUGGUCAAGAAUAAUGGAGAAAAUUUCGACAAGACCAUUGAUUUUGCAAAGGAUAAAUUACACCGUAUUAUGAAUUUGGGCGAAUAUUAUAAUAAUACAGAGGAAUAUGCAUGGUAUACUUUAAUGGUCUCAAUGAACCUUGUUAAAGCGAGAUUGGCUAGAGGUUAG